AAUGGGUGAGGCAAGAGAGGAGGUAAUUCUUCUAGACUUUUGGACUAGCAUGUAUGGCAUGAGGGCAAGAGUUGCACUAGAAGAAAAAGAAAUCAAGUACGAGCACAAACAAGAGGAUCUAAUUGGCAACAAAAGUGAGUUGCUCUUGAGGAUGAAUCCAAUUCACAAGACAAUCCCGGUUCUGAUUCACGAUGGAAAACCCGUUUGUGAAUCCCUCAUUGCAGUGGAAUACAUUGAUGAGGUGUGGAAAGGUAAAGCUUCACUCUUGCCUUCUGAUCCUUAUGAGAGAGCUCAAGCCAGGUUUUGGGCUGAUUUUCUUGACAAAAAGGUUUAUGAAUACGGUCGUCAAGUCACCUGGUCAAGAAAAGGAGAAGAGCCAGAAGCAGCAAAGAUUGGCUUGACAAACUCCAUUAAGACGCUGGAGGAGGAAGCCCUUGGAGACAAACUUUAUUUUGGGGGUGACAAGUUCGGGUAUCUUGACGUUGUUGUCAUUGGACUCUGCAGUUGGCUACACACCUAUGAGAUUAUCUGCAACUUUAAUGCGGCGACUGAGUGCCCAAAGCUGGUGGCAUGGGCUAAGAGAUGCAUGGAAAGGGAUAGUGUCUCCAAGUCUCUUCCUGAACCCAAGAAGCUCUAUGAAGCCAUUUUGGGAUUUAAGAAGGUUUUUGGACUUGACUAAAUGUGAAGAAGAAUUAAUGGU
Messenger RNA from Coffea eugenioides, 700 nucleotides. RefSeq names its product probable glutathione S-transferase parC. Gene Ontology annotation, cellular component: cytoplasm. The transcript has 2 exons. Gene Ontology annotation, molecular function: glutathione transferase activity. The record is from RefSeq and is a predicted model, not a curated record. NCBI's taxonomy places the organism in Eukaryota, Viridiplantae, Streptophyta, Magnoliopsida, Gentianales, Rubiaceae. Gene Ontology annotation, biological process: glutathione metabolic process. Bases 2 to 679 code for a protein of 225 amino acids.